Messenger RNA from Falco peregrinus (peregrine falcon), 960 nucleotides. It is a transcript of the gene IL20RB, whose product is annotated as interleukin 20 receptor subunit beta. Bases 1 to 960 code for a protein of 319 amino acids. The record is from RefSeq and is a predicted model, not a curated record. The transcript has 7 exons. NCBI's taxonomy places the organism in Eukaryota, Metazoa, Chordata, Aves, Falconiformes, Falconidae. Gene Ontology annotation, molecular function: interleukin-20 binding.
AUGUGGAAAAAGGCAACAAGAGUGAGCAAAAUGUCAUUAAAGCACAUCUGCUUCUUCCUCUGCGCUCUGAUUGCACCAAAUCUCACGGGAAUUUUAGGUGAAGAUGCUUUGUUGCCAACACCUCAGAAUAUCUCUAUUCUUUCUACCAACAUGAAACACUUCUUAACUUGGAGUCCUGUGAUCAUCCAGGGAGAAACUGUGAGAUACUCUGUGGAGUUUCAGGGUGAAUAUGAACGCGAGUAUGCCAAUGAGAGCUGGAUUCCAAUCUGUGAAUGUUCACUCAUCACAGCCACAGUGUGUAACAUCACAGAAGAUAUUUCAGCCACUGUGGCCUAUAACCUGCGUGUAAGGGCAGAUGUUGAUGCUAGAAGAUCAGAGUGGGGCACCCUGAAAGGUUUCUUCAAUCGCAUCACAACUUCCCUGACCCCACCUCUGAUGAAGGUCAUAGCAGAUGGGUAUCAUUUACUAGUGGAGCUGGAAGACAUGGGGCCUGCUUUUCAGCUCCGUGUGCUCUACUGGAAGAAGGGCCAGGAGAGUAGGAUGCAACAGAAACUGGUGAAAGAGGUCAGCCCAGUUGUUCAUCUGGACACCAUGGAGGCAGGACCUGAUUAUUGUGUAAAAGCUCAGACGUAUGUCGAGGCAAUCAACAGAAGUAGCAGCUUCAGCCAGACACAGUGCGUGAGGGCACAAGGUGGGACAUCCAUGUGGCUGGUUACUGCCCUCAUCUCUGCUGGCUUUGCUGUGGCUGCUUUGGCCCUGCCUUUCCUUACCUGGAAAACAAGUAAAAUCUUUCAGUAUUCCUGCUGCCCUCUUGCAGUCCUGCCAGACACACUGCAAGUACCAGAGCCCCCCACCCAGCUGGUACUUUGCGGCAAUGAAGAAGCUGAGCAAUGUGAUCUUAUGGUGCGUGUGGUGCCCUCAGAAGAAGUUCUCCGACUGUGGAUUCAAGAAACACUUUAG